UUGCCUCCACAGUCCACAGUAUUGAUUGCCAACGAAGCAGCGGAGGCACAGCAGAACUCGRCACUGCCCCAUUCUGGUGGAGGCGGCAGCGGUACUGGAGCCGGUGGUGGUGGUGGCGGCGGUGGCGGUGGUGGUGGCACGCCCAGCUCUCCGCUCAGCAGCUCACCGUCCAGCGUUUCAGUCGCCCCAACAGCAGCAGCCGCGCUCAACGGCAACAGCAACAGUAAUAGCAUCUCGAACGAUGGCAACGUCUCGGGCAACACAUCACCUAUUGCCAGCGGUGAGCCGCUGCUGCAAACACCACCAACUGCACAGCAACAACAACAACAACAGCAGCAGCAACAGCAACAACAACAGCAGCAACAACAGCAACAGCAGCAGCAACAGCUCAACUUAAGCAGCAGUCCCACAGCAACCACCUCGGUGACAGCCAGCUCCAUAGCUUCGGGCGCAUUGGCCGCCACCAGCAGCAGCGUCUCGUCAGGAAUACUGCCCACAGCCGGUCUGGAUAGUAUUGCCAACUGCGGCCAGCCCGCCAGCACCUCCCAGGUGCUAGCUCACAUGAACGCCGUCAGCGGAAUCAUAACUGCGGCCGUGCAAUCACCCAAUGUGGUAACUAGUCUAAACCAGUCGGUGUCCUCGUCGGUGGCCGCCGCCGUGGCCGCUGCUGCAUCGCUGGAUGCCAAGAGUCAGCCCAAGCGCUUGCACGUCUCCAAUAUACCGUUCCGCUUCAGGGAUCCCGAUCUGCGUGCCAUGUUUGGGGUUUUUAAUUGCAUGUUUGAUUGCGAAUGGCAGGGAUUCGGUUUUGUAACAUUCGCUAACAGCAACGAUGCAGAACGAGCACGCGAACGUCUACACGGCACCGUGGUUGAGGGACGCAAAAUCGAGGUGAAUAACGCCACUGCACGUGUACAAACCAAAAAAGUGACAGCAGUACCCAACGGUAAGUUGCUCUAACCCACACACGCACACGUUUAUAUAUACACACGCACACACCACACACACACACAUGUAUAACACCUAUAUUGAACUAAGUGUAAGCUAUGUAGCGAAACAAGUUUAAAUGUUGAACAAAGAAAUGCAAUUACGGCUGGCCUAGAACAACUAUAAGAAAUGAGAAGCACGCAAAAGGCAACUUAAAUAACAACAGCAACAACAACAAUAAAAACUUGAACA
Messenger RNA from Drosophila arizonae, 1176 nucleotides. It is a transcript of the gene Rbfox1, whose product is annotated as RNA-binding Fox protein 1. Gene Ontology annotation, molecular function: mRNA binding. NCBI's taxonomy places the organism in Eukaryota, Metazoa, Arthropoda, Insecta, Diptera, Drosophilidae. The record is from RefSeq and is a predicted model, not a curated record. Gene Ontology annotation, cellular component: cytoplasm; nucleus. Gene Ontology annotation, biological process: regulation of alternative mRNA splicing, via spliceosome; nervous system development.